Molecule: messenger RNA, 3820 nt
Organism: Arabidopsis arenosa
Lineage: Eukaryota; Viridiplantae; Streptophyta; Magnoliopsida; Brassicales; Brassicaceae
Source: the annotation of a GenBank genome assembly
UAUUCUGCUUAGAGAAGAAGAGAGAGAUAUGGAGAGAAUGCCAGCUUGUUUAUGUCUUGUAUUCCUCUUCUUAACUGUUGUUGCAGAAGCAAAGUAUCCUCCUGGAGGUUCCUACCAUCUUUUAUCUUUGAGAAAAAACAGUAAGACCUCCAAGUCAAAGGCAGAGUUACCCUUUCACUUUCAGACACGUUACAUCCCUCAGAAUCUUGACCACUUUAGUUUCCAACCAGAGAGCUACAGAAUCUUCUAUCAGAAGUACCUCAUCAGCAGUCAUUUCUGGCGCAAAGGUGGCCCCAUCUUUGUCUACACAGGCAAUGAAGGUGACAUUGAAUGGUUUGCUUCCAACACCGGCUUCAUGUUGGACAUUGCUCCCAAGUUCCAGGCUCUUCUUGUCUUUAUCGAACAUAGAUUCUAUGGAGAGUCGAAGCCGCACAACUUGGCCAAGACAAUGGGAUACCUAAACUCACAGCAAGCGUUGGCUGAUUAUGCAAUCUUGAUAAGAAGCUUGAAGCAAAAUCUAUCGUCCGAAGCGUCUCCUGUCGUAGUCUUUGGUGGCUCUUAUGGUGGAAUGCUUGCAGCGUGGUUCAGGCUAAAGUAUCCGCAUAUCACAAUUGGUGCAUUAGCUUCCUCUGCUCCAAUUCUGCAGUUUGAUAAGAUUGUUCCGUCUUCAAGCUUCUAUGACGUCGUUUCUCAGGAUUUCAAGGACGCGAGUCUUAACUGUUUUGAAGUCAUCAAGAAGAGCUGGAGAGAACUGGAGGUUUUUUCUACCAUGAAAGAUGGCUUACAAGAACUCAGCAAAAAGUUCAUAACUUGCAAGGAUCUUCACGCUGUCUAUCUAGCCUCAAGGUGGCUAGAGACAGCCUAUACUGAUACAGCAAUGGUUAAUUACCCAACUCCAGCAAAUUUCAUGGCUCCACUGCCUGCUUAUCCAGUGGAGGAGAUGUGCAAGAUCAUCGACCGGUUUCCUUUAGAAGCCAGCAAUCUUGAUCGUGCGUUUGCAGCUGCAAGCUUAUACUACAACUAUUCAGGUUCAGAGGAUUGCUUCGAUAUUGAAAACCAAACUGAUCCUCAUGGACUCAAUGGUUGGUAUUGGCAGGCAUGCACAGAGAUGGUGAUGCCAAUAAGCUGUUCAAACCAGAGCAUGUUUCAACCAUUCGAAAAUGAUGAAAAAAUAUACCAAGAAGACUGUCUAAAGGAAUACGGUGUCAAGCCUAGACCACACUGGAUCACCACUGAAUUUGGCGGACAUAGAAUAGAGAUAGUGUUGAAGAGAUUUGGUAGCAACAUUAUAUUCUCCAAUGGAAUGCAGGAUCCAUGGAGCAGAGAAGGGGUUCUGAAGAACAUAUCGAGCAGCAUCAUUGCGCUUGUGACCAAGAAAGGAGCUCACCAUACGGAUCUCAGGGCUGCUACAAAAGACGACCCAGAGUGGCUGAAAGAACAGAGGAGGCAAGAAGUUGCAGAGAUAGAGAAAUGGAUCAGUGAGUAUUACAGUGACCUGAGACAAGAAGAGCAAGCUAAUGUCUUACACACUGAUCACCAUUGUUGCUGCACUUCCGACUCUGAUUCAGCAUUUUGUUCUUCCGAAACGAUGGCUCGUCGAUCUGGAGAUUGCAUGAGAUGUCUGGUGAUUUUCGCGGUUGUAUCAGCUUUAGUUGUGUGUGGACCUGCUCUUUAUUGGAAAUUCAACAAGGGUUUCGUUGGAUCCACUCGUACCAACUCUCUUUGUCCUCCUUGCGUUUGUGAUUGUCCUCCUCCUUUGUCUCUUCUCCAGAUUGCUCCUGGGCUUGCAAAUCUCUCUAUUACAGAUUGUGGAAGCGACGAUCCAGAGCUUAAACAAGAGAUGGAGAAGCAAUUUGUGGACCUUCUGACUGAAGAGCUGAAGCUGCAAGAAGCAGUUGCAGAUGAGCAUAGCCGUCAUAUGAAUGUUACCCUUGCAGAAGCUAAAAGGGUUGCAUCUCAGUAUCAAAAGGAGGCUGAGAAGUGCAAUGCCGCCACUGAGAUUUGUGAAUCAGCUAGAGAGAGAGCCGAAGCUUUGUUGAUCAAGGAGAGGAAGAUCACUUCUUUGUGGGAGAAGAGAGCUCGGCAAUCAGGUUGGGAAGGACAUGGACACAAUCUAGAACAUGCAGACAACUUGCCAGAACCAAAGAGACAGAAGCUUCCUGCUUUGGCAAGUGUCAUAGUGGAAGCUGUCAAGGUAGAUAGUCUGCAGAGGCUAUGCUCGUCUUUGGAACCAUUAUUUCGAAGAAUUGUCAGUGAAGAGGUGGAACGUGCCUUAUCUAGGUUGGAGAACUCGAAAUCUACUUCAAGAUCUCCAGAACCGAAUAAGAUUCAAGGCCUCGAUGGAAGAAAUCUGCAACUUCGGUUCAGAACACGAAUGCCUCCUCAUUUAUUCACGGGUGGGAAAGUCGAGGGAGAGCUAGGCUCAGCCAUUCACGUGGUUCUUAUAGAUGCAAACACCGGAAAUGUAAUCCAAACAGGAGAAGAAUCAAUGGCAAAGCUGAAUAUUGUCGUCUUAGAUGGAGACUUCAAUGAUGAAGACGACAAAGAUUGGACUAGAGAACAUUUUGAGAGCUUUGAAGUGAAGGAACGCGGAGGAAAACGUCCCAUCUUGACUGGUGACAGACAUGUGAUACUUAAAGAAGGUGUUGGAACUCUUGGAAAACUUACUUUCACUGACAAUUCGAGCUGGAUUAGGAGCAGAAAGUUUAGACUAGGUGUUAAGGCUGCAUCGGGGUUUUACAUACGUGAAGCUAAAACAGAGCCAUUUGCUGUUAAAGAUCACAGAGGAGAACUAUACAAGAAACAUUAUCCACCGGUUUUACAUGAUGAAGUCUGGAGAUUGGAUAAAAUAGCGAAAGAUGGAGCGCUACACAAGAAGCUACUAAAAUCUAACAUCGUGACUGUUGAAGACUUCCUACGGAUACUCAUGAAGGAUCCGCAGAAACUAAGAAGUUUACUUGGGAGUGGAAUGUCAAAUAGAAUGUGGGAUAACACGGUGGAGCACGCAAAGACCUGCGUAUUAGGUGGGAAACUUUACGUCUAUUACACAGAUCAAACUCAAGAUACAGGUGUUGUCUUUAAUCAUAUAUAUGAAUUCCAAGGCCUAAUUGCCAAUGGCCACUUCUUAUCUCUCGAAUCUCUUAACAAUGAUCAAAAGAUUUCUGCAGACAUUUUGGUGAAGACGGCUUACGAGAACUGGCAUAAAGCGGUUGAGUAUGACGGUAAGCUCUUGAAUUGCUUACCAGUUGCUAAGAAGGAAAUAAAAAUUUCUCAGAACCAUCAAACGCAGCAGAAGACUCUGCAAUGCCAACAGACUGCGAAUGGCUACUCAUCAGUUCCUCAGCAUCUGAUAGAGUAUCCUUUAGUCCAACAACCUUGCAAUCAGUUACGAGACUACACAUCGAUGGAGAGUUCUUCGGUUUCGGGCUCAUACAAUGGAGGCCUUGAAGAUAUUUUUACAGAGGAAAUUCGAGCGAGGAGUUCUGAGAUGCUGGAGACCGAUGACAUGCAGAGAUUGCUGAAGACAUUUGGGAUAUCAGGCGGGUUUGGUCACAGGGAUGAGUCCAGUUACGGUUUCAGUGAUUGGUAUGAAGCUCAGAUAGAUAAGGGUUAUAGGAGAGAAGGAGGUAGAAGCGCAGGGAAAGCUGUAGUGGGAUGGCUUAAGCUUAAAGCUGCAUUGAGAUGGGGUAUCUUUAUACGCAAGAAAUCUGCAGAGAGGAGGCCUCAGAUUGUGGAGAUCGACUAAGAAAGUACUAUCAAAAAUUCCGAGAGCUUUUCUUUUGUAUAAAUAGACUUGAAGCAAUAACUUGUCUCAGUUCAA